AUGGCUGUUAGUUUCCGGGAACUGUUGAUAAAGUUAUCACAGAAAAUCAGUGAUAAAGAAUUAGAUGAAAUGAAAUUUUGUUUAUCUGACUAUGGCGUAGGUAAACGAGAUAGAGAACGAGUAAAAAAAUGUCUUGAGUUGUGGACAUUAAUGGAAGAACGGGCUCUUCUCAGUGAAUCAAAUGUUUCCAUGCUAGAAAAAAUUUUAGAUUGCAUUAAUCGGCAGGAUUUAAAAGAAAUGCUGAAAAAUCACAAGCAGCCAAACAAUGUUCCUAUAACUAGAGUAACGUCAUAUGUGCCAGCUCAUUGUAGUAAUAAACUUCACUCAAUGGCAACGAGGGCAGUUGUUAUUAAUGAUGUCUUGUACUACAUGGCAAAUAACUUUCACUUAUUGGAAAAUGAAAAUUUCAUCAACUACAUAUCAGAAUUUUACACAAACGAAGAUAUUGAUGAAGCUUUGAAUAAUUUAAAGUAUGAUAUGGAUUUCAGCAGAAUAAAAAAAUGUGAAAAAUUUGAAUUGCAUGGAUCGAGAAAAGAAAAAAUAUUGAUUUGCAUAUCAAUUUUGAAAGAACCAAGGUCACAAAAGUUCAUGAAUAAUUGGCCUAUAUUUGUCAGCAGCAAUUUGGCAAAAAUUCCCAAUACUAAUAUAGAAAAUUUUUUAGAAAUAAAUCCGGAUUACUUAAAAGAAACUACAAACAUGUUGCACAUAGUUAGAACUUUAGAGGAACUUAAACGAAACUGCUUGGAUAAAGAUGAAAUAAUUAAUAAACUGCUCAAUCAAAACAAAAUUUUGCAAGAUAGAUAUAUGAACGACUUUUCAAAUUUGAUGUCUCCUGGGAAAAAGAUCCUGCAAAUUACUUACGAAAAAAAUGGUAACUCAAAUUUUUCACUUCCAGAUGAUGAAUCAAUUAUCGAUACAGGCAGCUACAUUGGUAAAUCAGAAAACAUCUGGUCUAAUUCACAGAAGAGUUCGGCAGUUGACGCUUUCGUGCAAAAUAAAAAAUAUAAAAUUCGAUCAGAUAAUUCGGCUGAAUUAUUUAAUAGCAUUAAUGAAUUAAAAUCUAAAUUUAUUGUUUCAAAACCUAUAAAAAAGGUAAUUGAUAAUAAAGCAAAUGAAACUUACAAACGAUAUACAGAAAAGCCUCUCGGGAAACCAGCGUUUUUUAUAGGUGAAUUGAAAAAAUGCCACAGAAACAACUUCUUUAAAGCGGGUAAAAAUUACUGCUCUCCGUUUAAUUUUCCAAUGAUUAAACAAACCGUGGUUAAGAAUGACACCGCAAACAAGGUUGACAAUAAUUUAGCAAUGUUCCGAGGGUACUUUAAAUGUUUUGAUGUUCGAAAAAUGAAGGGUCCCAAUUUUAUGCUCAAACAUCGAACGAUCUUCGAAAAAUGCUAUUGA
Molecule: messenger RNA, 1398 nt
Organism: Helobdella robusta
Lineage: Eukaryota; Metazoa; Annelida; Clitellata; Rhynchobdellida; Glossiphoniidae
Exons: 2
Coding region: 1-1398 (465 amino acids)
Biological process (GO): regulation of apoptotic process
Molecular function (GO): protein binding
Source: RefSeq, a predicted model, not a curated record